AUGGGUGCUGGCAUACUGGUAUUAGAACUGAUUGCAGUAUUUUUCCUGACAUUGUUACUACUGAAUAAAUAUGGCAAUUGGCGGCGACAGCAUUUCAUUGUAACGAUCUCAACAUUUAUUGGCUGGUUCUUUUCUUUUAUUAUUAUCUUUAUUCUGCCAUUGGAUAUUGCUAUCACAUUUUAUAAUCGUUGCUUACUGGAAGAAGCGCAAUUGUCAGUCAAGAAAGAUCUGAAUGUCAUAAACAUCACAGAUGCAGUGUGCAGAAAACCGAUUGGCUUUGUGCCGAAUUACGUUUUGCUACGAUUAUGGCGUAUUGUUUAUUGGACAGCACAACUACUGACAUGGAUUGUAUUACCGUUGAUGCAAAAUUAUUCAGAUGCUGGUGAUUUCUCGUCACUUGGUAAACUGCGAUCUGCUAUAUACAGUAAUGCCAUAUAUUACGGAACCUAUCUUGCUGUUUUCUUCAUGUUGAUGAUUUAUGCUGCUGUGAAAGGAGUGGUACUAAACGCGGAACAUUUGAAAGUGAUCCUUAUUUCUGCCUCUAACACUUGGGGUUUGUUUUUAUUGGUGGUUCUAUUAGGUUAUGGCUUAAUAGAGGUUCCUCGACAGUUUUGGCAAAUGGGAAGUCGAGAUUAUCGGCUAAACAAAACGUAUUUUGAUAUAGAUAAGCUGUCGACUGAUAAAAACGACGCCGAACAUGCCGUCCGAGAGGCGUAUAAAGAAGCUCGAAGCGUUUUAACGCUUCUGUGUAGUGAGCACACACUACGAAAGUAUGCGCAGAUAAUUUUGGCGAAGUUUCCACCGGAGUUGGUCUCACAGAUUACUUCGAGAUCGAAUGACGGUUUUUCAGUAGUUUCUAACAGCACACCAAACAGUGAAGGUUCCAUCGCAAGUGAGAAGUAUCUGAUACGAUUACACAAACGUGUUAUCAGUGCUGUGCAAAAUCAUCAUAGAAAACAGGCACAGUGGAAUGCUUUAAUAUUUCGAGCCUUAUAUCUAGAAGAUAUUCAGCAGGCAGAAAUGACAGGCCAAUUUGUCAGAACUAAGGAACAUCAGACAAAUUUUUUCUUCUGUCCAUCUCGUGUUUACUUUUUGUGGCAUGUAUUGUAUAAGAGGACUUUGUUGAAGAUUCUUGGACUUUUUUUUUAUGCGAUAACCGGAUUUGUGAUGUGGAGUGAAUGCACUUUUUUCAUUGUACAUCCACGGCUUUCACUAGCAGCUCUUAUUGUUCAUCAUGCUGCCUAUGAUUAUCAUUAUCUUCAUGUUCAGAUUUAUGCAACUGUAAUCAUAUCUUAUCUUUGUAUCUGUGCAUAUUAUACAGUGUUUAAAUUGCAAAUCUAUCGCUAUUACCAUCUGGACCCUCAUCAUAUGACCGAUGAAAAUAGCUUGUUGUUUAGCGCUAUCUUACUAUGUCGCUUAACUCCACCAAUAUGUCUCAAUGUGCUGGGAAUGAUUCAUCUCGACUCACAUAUUACUUCAGAUACAGAAUUUGGAGUCGAAACACAGUUUACAAAAUUGAUGGGUCACUUAGAUUUAAUACCAGUUCUGGCAAAAGGGAUCAAUAUCUAUCUUCCUAUUCUAAUUGUUUUACUUGCACUGGGAACUUGGUUCAAAUUGGGAAUUCGAUUAUUGCACUUUCUUGGUAUCGAUCAGUUCGUUGAUGAUGAUGAAAUGACUGUAGAAUUGGUUAGUGGUGGAAAGGCUCGUGUUUCGUUGGAGCGUAAUAAAAUAAUGCGUGCUGCUUAUCGUGAAGAAAGGGAUCAGUAUUGGGGCGAAAAGUUGACAAUGAAGACAGCUUCAGAUCAUGGAGCACUGAGAGGUGGAAUUAGUAACUCCCAAUCAGAUUACCGAUUUCCAGGCACUCGUGAAUACAAUGAUCGUGAACCAAUUAUGACAGCUGAUAAUGGAGAAGAGUAUUCAUCAUUUGAUUUAAUCAAUAGUGGAAGUUACGAAUUUUCUGGGGCGCACCCUCCACCAAAUAUGUUUGAUGAUCUCUGA
Messenger RNA from Brugia malayi, 1998 nucleotides. RefSeq lists its product as uncharacterized. The record is from RefSeq and is a predicted model, not a curated record. NCBI's taxonomy places the organism in Eukaryota, Metazoa, Nematoda, Chromadorea, Rhabditida, Onchocercidae. Bases 1 to 1998 code for a protein of 665 amino acids. Gene Ontology annotation, cellular component: membrane. The transcript has 15 exons.